Pichia membranifaciens NRRL Y-2026 is the source of this 3051-nucleotide messenger RNA. RefSeq lists its product as hypothetical. Gene Ontology annotation, molecular function: mannose-ethanolamine phosphotransferase activity. Gene Ontology annotation, cellular component: endoplasmic reticulum membrane. Bases 1 to 3051 code for a protein of 1016 amino acids. Gene Ontology annotation, biological process: GPI anchor biosynthetic process. NCBI's taxonomy places the organism in Eukaryota, Fungi, Ascomycota, Pichiomycetes, Pichiales, Pichiaceae. The record is from RefSeq and is a predicted model, not a curated record. The transcript has 2 exons.
AUGGUAUCUCCGAGUCUCCGAAAUACACCAAUAUCCAUUCCAAGCUCUCAACGGUCAGAUGAAAUCAAAGACAGGUACAAUUAUCGUGCCAAAAAAUUGGGCCAGACAAAUUCCUCCUACGUGAAAGUAAUGUUCCUUUUUGGAAUACUUCAAACCAUUGCCUUGGCGUUCUUUACAAGAGGAUUUUUAUUAUCCAGGAACGUUCUACCCGAUCUUUCAACAUGCGAAACGCAACAGAACGGCUCUUGCUUUCACCCUUCUGGAUUUAAGAAGGCAGUUAUACUGGUUGUUGAUGCCCUUCGUUUUGACUUUACAAUUCCAAUUCCGGGUGUGUCGGAAGAUUCUCCAGACUCUAAUUAUCAUAACCAUUUCAAUAUCUUUUACGACACCUUCAGGAAAUAUCCCGAGAAUUCAUUGCUUCUAAAAUUCAUUGCUGACCCACCUACAACAACAUUACAACGAUUGAAAGGAUUAACCACAGGCUCGUUACCAACUUUUAUAGACGCUGGUUCAAAUUUUGACGGGGAUACCGUCACUGAGGACAACCUUCUGAGUCAGUUUUUCCAUAACAACAAAACAGUUGCCUUUGCAGGUGAUGAUACCUGGACGGCAAUGUUCUCUCCUUUUCUAAAUCCUAACUUAACAUUUCCGUAUGAUUCUUUGAAUGUUUGGGAUUUGCACUCAGUUGAUAAUGGAGUCAUAGACCAUGUUUUCCCACUAUUGAAGAAGGAAAAUCAGAGCGAGUGGGAUGUUCUUAUUGGCCACUUUUUAGGUGUGGACCAUUGUGGCCAUAGAUUUGGGCCGGAACAUUAUGCCAUGAAAGAUAAAUUGUUACAGCUGAAUGAUAUAAUCGAGAAAGUCAUGCGCCAAAUUUCGGAUGACACCCUCCUAGUGGUUUUUGGUGAUCAUGGUAUGGAUAAGACUGGUAAUCAUGGAGGUGAGUCUGAUGAUGAAGUAGAAGCAGCUUUAUUCAUGUACUCUAAAAAGAAACAUUUCAAACCUUUCAACCACAUGAAUGAAAACGUAUACGAUAUCUCAAAAAUGGGGAAAAAUUACAGAAGGGUGAACCAAAUUGAUAUAGCACCAACUCUUGCGAUGCUUUUGGGCAUACCGAUUCCUUUUAACAGUUUGGGCUCUCCAAUUGCAGAGGCCUUCAUGGCUGACGAAAAACUGUAUUCUGUUGCUUCGAUGCUCACGUCUUCGCAGAUCAAUAACUAUAGACUUAGCUCAAAUGAAUUGAAGGGUGAUGAAAAUAUUAAUGAACUUUACAGAACUCUGUAUCAAAACUGGACAUUAAAUAGCGUAUUGCAACCAUCACUGGUUGAUGAUAGCUACAAAUACCAAAGCUUGUCGUUACAAAGGUGCAAGGAACUUUGGGCAAACUUUGACGAUCUCAAUAUUUGGCUCGGCAUAUUUUUGAUUUUUGUUUCGUUGAUUGUUCUCAUUGUCUAUUCCAAACUAGUUCCCUCUGUUGUGGUAUCUCAGCUAAACUAUCAAUGCUUUGUUGCUUCCAUUAUUCUUAUUUUGGUAUACUGUGUUUUGUGCUCUUCCUUUUCUACUGUGUUCAAACCAGAGGGAUUACCAUUGAGCUGGUCAUUAGUAUUGGGAGUUGGUCUAGGAAUUGCUAAUGGUAUUCUAGCUCCAAUAAUGGACAGAUACUCUAUUUUCUUUUUGAUUUUACAGGUGAGAGAAAAUUUGGUUCAAAAUGGAUGGACUUAUUUAGGCAUGUUGAUUAUCUUUUUGCAUUCUAUCAUAUAUGCAUCUAACUCGUUCAUAAUAUGGGAGGAUAAAAUUGUUUCUUUCUGGUUAAGCACUUUCGGCUUUCUAGCUUUUUUCAAGUCUUUUCAAAACGAGGAAAAACACAAGAGAUUCAUAGGGGCAUACCACUCUUUAAUUUUCAUGAUUCUUACGCGGUUGACCUCAUUGAUAACUACGUGUAGAGAAGAACAAGGUGAUAAAUGUGUGUCAACUUUCAAAAUUACGUGGUGGUCAGUAGCACUAUUGUAUGCGUCGACUCUUGUUCUUCCUCAAAUAAUCAAAACCUUUUACAAGAUCUCAUAUUCUUACGAAGGGGCUGCACCGAUGUGGAUAUCCAAAGGACUGAGAGGCACUAUGCUUUUAAUUGCGAUUUUGUGGACUUUAGAGUUUGUUGAGAAUGAUGAAUUUUUGAACAAAAAUUAUGACUUGCAAUUUAUUGCCUUGAAAAAUUGGCGUAUUAUCCUUGGACGAAUCGUUCUAGGAGUUUCAAUGAUUGGUGCUAAUUUUGGCUGGAACGUUGGUCCUUUGUGUAUACAAGUUGAGUUGGAACAAGAAGAAGUUGAAACCGGAAUGGUCAAAAGCAAAAAUAAGAGAAAUACAGCUGCAAGAAGUCAACAGUAUGAGAUGAGAAAGACUGCUAGGAUUGUGGGAUAUAGUAACGUCUACGGGUCAUCCUACUUUUUGUUUUUUAUCAACAUUCUAUGUUCUAUCCUGGUUGUUUCCAAACCUCUCGGCGGAAUAUCAUUAUUUUUUUUGGUUAACCAGUUACUUACAUUGUUUGAGUUAGUGGAUAUUUUGAACAUUCGCACAAAUUUGAUAUCUGUUGUUGUGAUUUGUAUGCUAGGGUAUCUUCAUUUCUUUUCCACAGGACAUCAAGCGACCUUACAAUCCAUCCAAUGGGAGACUGGGUUUAUGUUCACAGAAACAAUUGUUUUUCCAGUAACGCAUCUGGCUAUCUUGUUGAACACGUUGGGUUCUUUUAUAUUGGUAGCUAUUGCUAUUCCACUAUUGACAUUAUGGAAAAUUCCGCCCACCAACAAACCAGUCGCAUUAAGCUCUAAAAUUGUUGAAAAUGCUUUGACAGUAUUGAUUUAUCAAACAAGUUUGACACUAGUUACGUUGAUCAUGACUAAUAAUUUUAGAAGGCAUUUGAUGGUCUGGAAAAUUUUUGCUCCUAGAUUCAUGCUUAAUGCGCUGAUUUUGGUACUUUUCAAUGUGGUACUCACCUUUGUUUCAGUUGGGUAUUCUAGUGUCAAAGUCGUGUCCAGGUGGUAUGAGGUAUUUGGAGCGUAA